AUGAAUCCUUAAAUUGUUGGUCAAUUCGAAAAUCACUUCAAAGGAAAGUAUGAAUAAAAGGUUAAAAAGUAUUUAAAAGAAAGUAAAAAUGAUCGCCAGAAAGUAGUAGUGCUUUGUAGUGGCUGCUAUUGUCCUCCACAUGAAGGUCAUUUUUUCAUGAUGGAAGAUGCUAUAAAGCACUUGAUAUCAAACAAUUAUGAUGUCGUAAUGGGAAUUUACUCAGUUGCAAGUGAUGCAUACAUGUAAGGAAAAAUAAAAGAUAUACAAUUUGGCUUUGAUGAAAGACAGAAAUAGCUUCUAUAUUUAAUCUAAUAAAAGAAAUCUAUCCAAUAAGAAAUUAUUGUUGAUGACUUCGAAAAGGGUAAAGCCUUUAUCGAUUAUCCAUAUUUAUGUGCUAUGUAUUAAAGGGAAUUCGCAAAAUAUAAUAUCAAGUUUUCUUAUUGUGCAGGUAGCGAUUUACUAAAAUAUGGCUUAAAUCAUUAAUUUUAUAAUUUUGCUGACUUCUUAAUUAUCUAUUAGAGAGACUAAAAAAAAGUAGAAGAACAUAUAAAAAAACAACAGGGCAUUUUCGUUUUAGAGCAUGAAUAGACUAAGAAUUUGAAUUCAUCAGAAAUAAGAUAAAAACUCAAACAAGAUUAUAGCAAUGAAUUAAAUCCAAAUAAAAAAAAAUGA
Molecule: messenger RNA, 672 nt
Organism: Tetrahymena thermophila SB210
Lineage: Eukaryota; Ciliophora; Oligohymenophorea; Hymenostomatida; Tetrahymenidae
Product: cytidylyltransferase
Exons: 1
Source: RefSeq, a predicted model, not a curated record